CACAUGUUUUGUAUUGAUAUGAUUUUCAAAUAAAUAUCAAAAUGUCUAAUAAACCUUGUUCUUCGUCGUCUUCUUUUUCUUCAGCACCUUCAGCACCUUCACCAGCUACACCUCAAAUUGAUCCAAUUGUGCUCAAAUGUGAAACCUUCAUUAAUGAACAACUCCGAAAUGAUCUUAAAAUUAUUCAUAUGAGACAAGAGAAUAUUCAUGUUCAAUUAAAUAAUUUUGAUGAUCUCAAGUCAUUCAUCAUUGAAUUGCAAAAUACCUCUUUUGGUCCAGGUAAAUCUAUAAAAACUCAAAUUGAUGUUGGCCAUAAUUUUUACAUGAGAUGUACUAUACCUUGUACGCAAAAGAUUACAGUCUUCGUAGGACUUGGGUUUUAUCUUGAAUUCACCUUAGAGGAAGCAUUGGAUUUUAUUACCAAGAGGUCAAAAUUUCUUAAUAGCUGUCUUGAGAAAUUAUCUGACCAAGCUUAUAAAGUUAAAGCUCAUAUUAAAGUAAUUCUUGAUACGCUAAGUUAUCUUCAAGGAAUUACUGAUAAGGACGUUAACGAGGAAGAGUGCUGUUGUUAACAGAUACCCAAAUAUCAUAAUUAUUACAUUUCGUUUAUUUUUUUCUGAAAAUCAAUUUUAAGACGAAUCAGUGAAAGAUAAAAUGAUUGAGCUACCAAACUCUCCAGAAUCUACAAAUCUUCUGAUUGGUGUCACUGGCAGUGUUGCUGCGAUUAAGAUACCUAUUUUGCUUGAGAAACUUAUGAAUUUGCCAUUGAACAUUGUAAUUGUUGGAACUAAUCAUUCAUUCCAUUUCUUCGAUUUACAAGAGAUUAAAGAAAAGUACAAGACUGUUAAGAUUUUCACUGAUGAUCAAGAAUGGUCCUCUUGGAAACAAAUGUCCGAUCCUGUUUUGCACAUUGAACUCCGUAAAUGGGCUGAUAUUAUGUUGAUUUCUCCAUUGGAUGCUAAUACUUUAGCCAAAAUCUCUUCUGGUAUUUGUGAUAACUUAUUAACUUGUAUAGCCCGUGCCUGGGAUCUGCAAAAGCCUUUAUUAUUUUGUCCAUCUAUGAACACAUUCAUGUGGGAACAUCCAGUCACAUCUGAAGCUAUUAGAAAGCUUGAGACAUGGGGUUACACUUUGAUUCCAGUUGUUUCCAAAAAGCUUGCUUGUGGUGAUAUUGGACCUGGAGCUAUGGCUGAAGUCGACACCAUUAUUGCCCAAAUAAAGUCACUAGUAUAGAGAAAGUCCAUUAAUUCUGAUCCAUCUUCUCAUAUUUAAAUUGCCGUUAAUCGAACCAAUCCAGUCUAAAUUGGAACAAGUCUUUUAAAAAUUAAGGCUCAAUUUGACUUAUUUAAAUAUUUGAUUAGCUUUUUCUCUUCUUUCAUAGUUGAGAAUCAAUCAAGAAUCAACUCCUAGAAAUUGCUAUUAUUCGUAUUAUUUUAGAGAGACAAAUUUUCAAACAUUAACCUUUACCGAGUAACUCUAUUUUAUCAAUACUAACUAUUCAUAAUGUUAUUACUUUAUUACUUUGAAUAAAAAUACUUGAAAUUAAUCAAA
This is a messenger RNA of Tetranychus urticae (two-spotted spider mite), 1551 nucleotides long. It is a transcript of the gene Uxt, whose product is annotated as Uxt prefoldin-like subunit. Gene Ontology annotation, molecular function: transcription coregulator activity. Lineage: Eukaryota; Metazoa; Arthropoda; Arachnida; Trombidiformes; Tetranychidae. Gene Ontology annotation, biological process: positive regulation of transcription by RNA polymerase II. The record is from RefSeq and is a predicted model, not a curated record. Gene Ontology annotation, cellular component: mediator complex.